This is a messenger RNA of Cynoglossus semilaevis (tongue sole), 2063 nucleotides long. RefSeq names its product transmembrane and ubiquitin-like domain containing 1 (gene tmub1). Gene Ontology annotation, biological process: ERAD pathway. Lineage: Eukaryota; Metazoa; Chordata; Actinopteri; Pleuronectiformes; Cynoglossidae. Gene Ontology annotation, molecular function: protein binding. The transcript has 3 exons. The record is from RefSeq and is a predicted model, not a curated record. The coding region runs from base 349 to 1140 and encodes 263 amino acids.
AUAUGUCAGUACUUUUUUUUUAUUAUUUACUGGUUGAUAUCAACUCUGUGUUAAAUGUUAGCCGUUAGCUUUUAGCUCCGUUCCAUUUGUUUGAGGUUUUAGACCCAGUUUUCAGUCGUACGCUCGCAGUGUGUGGUCACGUUGAUCGAUUAGUCGCAAUGGUCGACGGUUAAUAGAUUUUUGUAGCCACAUAAGACCAUUGCAGUCUUAAAGUCGAGGGAAAUCCUGGGCGACUGACAGGAACAUCUGGAACGACGAGGCAGUGAGAACGGAAGUAGAGCUAACUCCUUUGAAGUCAGACGACAGCCUUUGCCUGGUGCAGGCGUAGGUGCUGAGCAGCAGGGGGCGAUGGCUCUGAUUGAAGGCGUAGGUGACGAGGUCACGCUGCUCUUCGCUGCUCUGCUCCUCGUCUUUGUGCUGCUCCUCGCCUGGAUCUCCACCCGCACCUCUGAGCCUUCAGAGCACCUGUUCACAGGCCACGCCCCUACACAAAGAACUGGCUCCGCCCCCCAAGACGCCCCCUCCACAUCAGCCGUUAGUGAUGUCACCGACUCCUCUUCAUCAGUGCUGAGUUCUGAAACUCCUGCUGUUUCUGUCCCCGAGGAGAAGGCAGAGGACGGAGAUGAGAGGGGAGAGGACAGUGGGCGGGGCAGGUGUGCCGUGGGCGGGGCCUCUCCGUCACCUCAGAGGAACAUGGUGGUCAGACUCAAGUUCCUCAACGACACAGAGACCAUGGCUCAGGUCCAACCACAGGACACCAUCGGUUACAUCAAACGGACCUACUUCCCGGGUCAGGAGCAGCAGAUCCGUCUGAUCUACCAGGGUCAGCUGCUGCAGGACGACGCUCAGACUCUCCAGUCCUUGAACCUGGGCCACAACUGUGUCCUGCACUGCCACAUCUCACAGCACACCCCCCGCAGUUCCACGGCCACACCAGCAGGGCCUCGGCAGGGGCCGGACCAGGUGCAGGUGGCACUGAACGUGGGCAGCCUCAUGGUGCCCCUGCUGGUGUUGAUGCUGUCCGUGCUGUGGUACUGUCAGAUCCAGUACCGGCAGUUUUUCACGGCGCCGGCCACGGCCUCCCUGGUGGGCGUCACCAUCCUCAUCAGCCUGGUGGCCUUUGGCGUCUACAGACGCUGAGCUGCGUCCUGAUUGGACCUCUGAUAGAGAGUUGACUGUUGCCAUGGAGACUUAGCUGAAAGUUUGUGGCUCAUGUGACAGCUGUUCUUCAUCAGGUGCCUCUUGACUGACACACGUCCGUCUGUGGAGACGUUACAUCUGUCCACGCUAUGUUUCUCAGCUGGAGGUGCACGUCCUCUGGAGGUGCACGUCAGCGUCUGUCAGGUUGUUGUGGUCUUCUGUGUUUGCAGCAUUGAACCUGUAGCCUGUGUCUGUUUAUUAGCCUACGUUAGCUUCUUUUCCUUCUUUUCUUUUUAGCGGUACACAAGCGCAGUAUUGAACUGCGGGUCAUCAGUGUACUAGUAGGUACCACUGUAUUUUCACAAUCACUGUGAUGGUGUGACAUGGGGGUAAAAACAUGACUGACAUGAUGAAGCUGAGCUGAUUGGUUGAUCAGAAACAAUGAUAUUUAGAGAUGUCGGCAUCAGACGCUGGAGGAUUCUGGGAAAUCCACCAUGUUGGUCAGACAUCGAGAGUUAAAGUAGUGACUGUGCUCAACAGACACAGGUUAGAAACAGUCUGUCGCCCCCUGGUGGACAACGUGGGAAUAUUAACAAACGCAGCAUAAUUUCAACCUCCCCACAGGUCAUUCACUCUGUUUCUAUGAGCCCCUCCCCCCCACCAAGGGCCCCCUCUCUUGUUUGUUGAAAAAGUUCGGCAUUCUUCUAAACGCAUUCUUAGCGUCACCUACAGGUUAGGCUUAGAGCGACAUGCUCAGUGCUGACAAAUGCUAAAUACCAGAAUAAACUGCACCUUCAAACUUGUAGCUGACAUUGUAUCCAACACGACCUGGACCGAUGGAUGAACAACGACAGGUUCUGUGUUUAUGAACACGCAUCUUUAAAUUACAAAUGGUGUGAAUAAAAUAAACGGAUAAAACUUGA